AUGGUCAAGUUGCUAAAGAAUUUGAAAGAAAAAAGUAGAAAUAGGCCACAGCCACUCCACGAGGACCCGCUGCGAUCGCGUGCGGCAAAACUGUGUUCACUUCGCACUCGAGGGAAUAGGGAGCUUACCGUACAGCAAAAACGACGAAAAAUGAACUCGAUUUUGCAUCCGGCUAUUCGAUGGGAGAUGUUCAAACAAAUGCUCAAAUAUUUACUAUUUGGCUGUCAUUACAUCGUAUUGGAUACACCACUUCUCUUCGAAUCCGGCUACCACAAGAUUCUUUGGACAGUCAUCGUGGUCUGGUGUGACGAUGAUACUCAACUGGAACGUUUGAUGCUUCGGGACAAUCUGACGAGAGAGGAAGCAAAUUCGAGAAUUUCCAGUCAAUUUCCGAUACGAAAAAAGAUGGAGUUGGCUACGAUUCUGAUAGAUAAUAAUGGAACGAAAGAAGAGUUGAAAGUCAAGGUGGAAGCUCUCAUACGUGAAUUGGAGUCCAGGUGGACUCCUUUGAUCGUUCGUGCUACAGUUUACACGAACUUUUGA
This is a messenger RNA of Ostertagia ostertagi, 543 nucleotides long. The record is from the annotation of a GenBank genome assembly. Lineage: Eukaryota; Metazoa; Nematoda; Chromadorea; Rhabditida; Trichostrongylidae.